AAGACACUCAGAGGGACAUCUCUCCUCUUAGUGGACUCACCUGCUCCGACUCCUUCCUAGCCCUCCCUAAGCUCUCAACAGCAACCAUGAGUGUCAGGAUCUCCUCAUCCAGCUUCAGCAGCGGUGGCAGCAUGAGUGGCGGUGGCUUCAGCAGCAGUGGCAGCAUCAGGAGGAGCUUCUCCAGCCAGUCCGCCCUGGCAGGUUCCAUUGGUGGCAGCUGCAUGAGCUCUGUGUCCAUGAGGCGCUCUGUUGGUGGCGGCGGCCUGGCCUUGGGAGGUGGUGGUGCUGGAGGCCUGGCCUUGGGAGGUGGUGGUGCUGGAGGCCUGGCUCUGGGUGGAGGCGGUCUGGCCCUCGGGGGUGGAGGCAUAGGUCUUGGAGCUGGUGGUGCUGGCUUCGGACUGAGCAUGGGUGGUGGAGGUGGUGGCUUCGUGGCACCCGCCAUCACAGCUGUCACCGUCAACCAGAGCCUGCUCGCCCCCCUGAAUCUGGACAUCGAUCCCACCAUCCAGACCGUCCGCACCCAGGAGAAGGAGCAGAUCAAGUCCCUCAACAACCGCUUCGCCUCCUUUAUUGACAAGGUGCGCUUCCUGGAACAGCAGAACAAGAUGCUGGAGACCAAGUGGAGUCUUCUCCAGGACCAGACCACCGUGCGCUCCAACAUCGACUCCAUGUUCGAGGCCUACAUCGGCAACCUGCGCAGACAGCUCGACGGCCUGGGCAACGAGAAGGUCAAGCUGGAGGGAGAGCUGAGGAACAUGCAGGGUCUGGUUGAGGACUUCAAGCUGAAAUAUGAAGAGGAAAUCAACAAGCGUGCCACAGCGGAGAAUGAGUUUGUUCUGCUGAAGAAGGAUGUUGAUGCUGCCUACAUGACCAAGGUGGAACUGGAGGCCAAGGUUGAUGCCCUUCAGGAUGAGAUCAACUUCCUCAGGGCCAUCUAUGUGGAGGAGCUGCGUGAGCUGCAGGGACAGGUCAAGGACACCACUGCUAUUGUGGAGAUGGACAACAGCCGUACUCUGGACAUGGACUCCAUUGUGGCUGAAGUGCGUGCUCAGUACGAAGACAUCGCCAACCGCAGCCGUUCUUAGGCUGAGGGCUGGUACAAGGCCAAGUUUGAAGAGAUGCAGUCCUCUGCUGGUCAAUAUGGUGAUGAUCUGCACGCAACCAAAUUAGAGAUCGCAGAACUCAACCGCAUGAUCAGCCGUCUCACAAGCGAGAUUGAGUCAGUCAAAGGACAACGCGCCAGCCUUGAGGCCCAGAUCGCAGAGGCUGAGGAGCGUGGUGGGCUGGCAGUGAACGAUGCCAGGCUGCGCAUCAGGGACCUCGAGGUGGCCCUCCAGAACGCCAAGCAGGACAUGGCCCGCCAGGUGCGCGAGUACCAGGAGCUGAUGAACGUCAAACUGGCCCUCGACAUUGAGAUCGCCACCUACAGGAAACUGCUGGAAGGAGAGGAGUCCAGAAUUGGUGGUGCCUCUGCAACCGUUCAUGUUCAGGAGAGCUCCGCUGCUGGUGGAGGCGGUGGCCUGGCCCUUCGUGGUGGCGCUGGUGAUGGCAUUGGAUUCGGCUAUGGUGGUGCCGGCAUGGGCAUUGGAAUUGGUGGUGGCAUUGGCAGUGGCUCCAGCCUCAGCAUUGGCGGUGGCAGCAGCAUGUCCAUGUCUCGCUCCUCCUUGAUGUCCAGUGGCAUCCGCCGCUUCUAAAUGAGGAACAACACCUCUCCUCCCUUCCAUCUGCUUUGCCCCUGCUAUCCCCUAUUCCACUCACAGAACAUUCGACAACGUCCUGACCAAAAAGUGUUCUUCAUAAACAAAAACCUCAAGAGAGAAAAAGAAAUGGUUAGAGCUACCCAAUUCACAUCACACUUUGGAAGCCUUUCCCAUCACAGGCCCAUGGAUCUGAUCAUGACCAGUGCAACAUGUUCAACAAGCCAUUUACAUGUGAAAACACUUAAAUAAAUGUUGGUUCUUUAUAAAGUA
Molecule: messenger RNA, 1970 nt
Organism: Alosa alosa (allis shad)
Lineage: Eukaryota; Metazoa; Chordata; Actinopteri; Clupeiformes; Clupeidae
Product: keratin, type II cytoskeletal cochleal-like
Exons: 9
Biological process (GO): keratinization; intermediate filament organization
Cellular component (GO): keratin filament
Molecular function (GO): structural constituent of skin epidermis
Source: RefSeq, a predicted model, not a curated record